Molecule: messenger RNA, 3938 nt
Organism: Ochlerotatus camptorhynchus
Lineage: Eukaryota; Metazoa; Arthropoda; Insecta; Diptera; Culicidae
Gene: Br140
Product: bromodomain-containing protein 140
Exons: 5
Coding region: 90-3701 (1203 amino acids)
Biological process (GO): regulation of transcription by RNA polymerase II
Cellular component (GO): MOZ/MORF histone acetyltransferase complex
Molecular function (GO): protein binding
Source: RefSeq, a predicted model, not a curated record
ACGAAGCGAAAAGUGUAAACACAAACAAGUAAACUUUGCGGAAAAAGAAGCGCUGUUUUGCUUGGUUUCCGAUCAGAUUCCCCGUGAAAAUGGGUCUCGAUUUCGACGUGCAGGACUACAUUAAAACCCUGAACAAAAACAGCCCCCCGUUCCGGUGCCCCAAGUGUGACAAAAAGUACAAAUCCGUCAUCGGGUUGCAGUACCAUCUGAACAACUACGAUCACGACAAUCCGUCUCCGUCGACUGCGGCGGCGGCGGCGACAGUAGCGGGACCGUCGAAGAAUGCUGCGGAAGUGCAAACUCCAGUACAGCCAGUAGCGGAAGUGACGACAAAGACUGCAACGGUUCCCAGUGCUGGUGAGGAUGGAAAGGGUGAUGGUGUGGCAGAGAGUGAGCCGAAAGCAGUGGACAAUGAGAAGCCCGGAUCGAGUGGGAAGACGAAAGCUGGGAAAGGCGCGGUGGCCAAGGAGACACCCAGUCGUCCGUCGAACAAUAACAAACAGAGGAGUCAGAAGAAGAAGGUAGCGGUGACACCGAAGAACAAGACCCCUGCGGCAUCGGCGAGGGAAUCGUUGACCUAUCUCGAACCGGAAGGAUUGAUUAAGAUCGAGUUUGGCGGGAAGAAUAUCAAUCUUUCCAUAGACGAAGAGUUUGAAUUGGUAGGAUUGGAUGAAUUGAAGAAAAAGUGGAACGAUCCGGAUGGGGAGGUAUUCGUGGUUCCACCACCGACGGAGCCGGAAGUUAAACUUCCGCAAGGCAAAUUCAAAGAAAUUGAAGAAUACACUAUCCAUGACGCUCCUGCCCGGCCGAACGCCUACAUUCGGUUCAUCGAGAAGAGCACCGAAGAGCUGGAUGGAGAAGUCGAGUACGACGUGGACGAGGAGGACACGACUUGGUUGGCCAUAAUGAACGAGCGCAGAACGCAGCAGAAUCUCUGUCCGGUGCCGGUAGAUUCGCUGGAACUGCUGAUGGAUCGCCUGGAGAAGGAAUCCUACUUCCAAGCGGCGGUGACCGGUCAAAACGGUGCCAUCGUGGACGACGAUGCCGUCUGUUGCAUUUGCAUGGAUGGCGAAUGUCAGAACACGAACGUCAUCCUAUUUUGCGAUAUGUGUAAUUUGGCGGUACAUCAAGAUUGCUACGGAGUUCCGUACAUCCCUGAGGGUCAAUGGCUCUGUAGACGAUGCCUGCAGAGUCCCAGCCGCUCGGUAGAUUGCGUCCUGUGUCCCAACACGGGUGGAGCAUUCAAACAGACGGAUCGGAACCAGUGGGCGCAUGUCGUUUGUGCUCUCUGGAUCCCGGAGGUUCGUUUUGCCAAUACAGUAUUUUUGGAACCGAUCGAUUCGAUUGAAACGAUUCCUCCGGCUCGAUGGCGAUUGGUUUGCUACAUUUGCAAACAGAAGGGCAUGGGAGCUUGUAUCCAGUGCAACCGAAGCUCCUGUUACGCUGCAUUCCAUGUAACCUGCGCCCAACAGGCUGGGCUAUGCAUGCGAAUGGAUCAAGUCCGCGGAAACGAUACCCACCCAAUAGUGGUCCAGAAGACCGCCUACUGCGACGCCCAUACUCCGAUCAAUGCGCUUUCUUCUCCAGGGGAUUCCGGAGGAGAAACCGAUCCGAGAGAAGUUUGCCACGAAAAAAUGAAGAAGGCCCGUAAAAUGUUGGCCAUCAAGCGAACCUCAGCUCCGGUGAUUCUGAUCCCGACUAUUCCUCCGAAUCGAAUCGAGGAAAUUUCAACGCUUGUCAACAUUGCCAAGAAGCCACAAUUCAUCCAACGUCUGAUCGCUUAUUGGACUCUCAAGCGUCAGCACAGGAAUGGAGUCCCGUUGCUUCGACGACUGCAGAGCCAGGGACAAACUCAAGGCGCUCCGGGAGGACGCGACAAGAGCGAUGGUUCCCCGGAUGCCCGAGAACUCUACCAGCAACUGAAAUACUGGCAAUGUCUCCGCCAGGAUCUGGAACGAGCACGUCUCCUCUGCGAAUUGGUCCGGAAGCGAGAGAAGCUCAAGUUGAUCCUGAUCAAAACCAACGAGCAGUGCGUCAUGGCUCAAUUAAAUCCGAUCGAGGCCGUCCUUCACCGGAUCCUCGAUCAACUGGAAGCGAAGGAUGUCCAAGAAAUUUUCCGCGAACCCGUCGACACCGAGGAAGUCGCUGACUAUUUGACCAUCGUCAAGCACCCAAUGGAUCUGGGAACGAUGCGACAGAAGCUCAAAACCGGCUACUACACCCGCAUCGAAGACCUGGAAGCCGACUUCAUGCUGAUGGCAAACAAUUGCUUGACCUACAACAACAAGGACACCAUGUUCUACCGCGCCGGAGUCAAAAUGAAAGACGCCGGAACCAUCACCUUCCGCACGAUUCGCAAGGAACUGGAACGAGCCGGUCUUUUGGAGAAACCCCAACCGCUACCGGCUAUCCAGGGAACCGAAGAUUCACUUGCCAUUGACAUCGAAGCGGAACUGAACCUCCUGGCGCAGGAUCCACCCAGUCAGGAACUGAUCGAAAAGCUGCAGCAACAGGUCACCAAGGCCGGCGGCAUCAAACACGCCCUGACGCGGUCCAAGAAAAUCAAACACAUCCGAACGGAGAUUGCCAAGAUCAAGCGGGCACUCUCGAAGGAACCGGAGAAACCGACUCCCCCCGUCGAGAAGCCUCCGCCGGAACCGCAGCUGCCGCAGCCCCCGCAGAAGGAGCUACCGGUGAAAAAGUUGGCAGCCGAAGCGGCCAUCGCAACGAAAUCUCCCAAGCUGCAGACGCCCCCGGCCAGUCCGCUGAAGAUUCUGAACAACAGUCCGUCGCCGUCGGGAGUUAAUCGAAGAACGGCCGUCCUGUUUACCCGCAAAGCCCAGGCCGCCCUCAAGAAGCCGGAAACCCCAUCCAAGGAGGAAGCGGCCAUCGCAGCAACGACGGAACUACUGCAGAAAACGGCCAAAAAGGCUACCCGGGGAAAGCGAGGCGGAUCGAACAAAGGCAAACAGAGCACCGCAGCGGGGGCGGCGGGUGGCAUCGGUGGUCCGGGGGAUGGUGGCUUCCUCAACCUGCCGGGACCAUCCGGAACGGGGCGAAAGUCGCUGGACACGUCGGAGAAGAAGUCCUUCGAAGCCAUACCGGACAGUUUCCGGGUGUACCGCGGCGGUCAGGAUCGGGAGAUUUCCGACUCGGACGACAGCAAUCUCAGCUUCACCGGCAGUACCUGCAGCAGCUGUAGCGGAUUCAGCGGCAGCGGAACCGAGUCGGAGUUCGGAAGUUCCAGCAUGGAUGAUAACGAAUCGUUCUGCGACUCGGAAAUGUCCACCAGCGAAACGGAGGCGUUUCCGGAGAAACCCUUGCUCGAGCCGCUCAAACUAGUGUGGGCCAAAUGCCGGGGCUAUCCGUGGUAUCCCGCAUUGAUCAUCGAUCCGGAAAUUCAGAGUGGUUUCGUGCACAACGGAGUUCCCCUACCGGCUCCUCCGACAGACGUCCUCGCCCUGAAGGCCAACUACGAUGAACACGUGUUCCUGGUUCUGUUCUUUGACGUCAAACGUACCUGGCAGUGGCUUCCGGCGAACAAGCUGGAAUUGCUGGGCGUCAACAAGGAACUGGACCAGAGCAAGCUGGUAGAAUCGAGGAAGCCCACCGAGAGGAAAGCGGUCAACAAGGCCUACCAGGAGGCACUGCACUAUCACAGCCAGGUGUCCAGUGCCGAUGGGCCGGCGGGGAAGCUUUAGGACGAGGUGAAACUGUUUAAUUUUGUUGAUGUUUUUGCUAUUGAGUUUUGCGACACAGAAUAAUUGUUGGUCCCGAAGUGAUCGGUAAUCGCGGAAAUACACACUAUUGCUGCAUGCGUUAUUAGAUAGAAGAGUAAGAGGCACCGCUAGAAUUAAGUUUUAAAAUGUACUACCUAUUUAUCAUGUAGAUUCUGAUUCAAUGUUUUAUCGAACAGAGACGAGACGAAUAAAUUAGUG